This is a messenger RNA of Cinclus cinclus, 2119 nucleotides long. RefSeq names its product transcription factor EB (gene TFEB). The record is from RefSeq and is a predicted model, not a curated record. The transcript has 9 exons. NCBI's taxonomy places the organism in Eukaryota, Metazoa, Chordata, Aves, Passeriformes, Cinclidae. Gene Ontology annotation, cellular component: nucleus. Bases 328 to 1701 code for a protein of 457 amino acids. Gene Ontology annotation, biological process: positive regulation of DNA-templated transcription; regulation of transcription by RNA polymerase II; humoral immune response. Gene Ontology annotation, molecular function: RNA polymerase II cis-regulatory region sequence-specific DNA binding; protein dimerization activity; DNA-binding transcription factor activity, RNA polymerase II-specific.
CCGAACCGAGCCGAGGAGAGGAACCGAGCGUAGCCGAACCGAGCCGAGCGGGGUCGAACUGAGCUGAGCGCCGCCGAGGAGCCGAACAGAGCCGGACCGAGCGAGGACGAACCGAGCCGACCGCAGCCGAACGGGGCUUAACGGAGCCGAGGAGCCGAGCCGAGCCGGGCCGAGCGCAGCCGAGCGAGGCCGAACGGAGCCGAGGAGCCGAACCGAGCCGGGCCGAGCGCGGCCGAGCGGAGCCGAACCACUUCGUUUCCUUCGACGUUCCCCACGGGGUGACCCUUGUGCCAGGCGGGCUCGUGGCCGCCAGCGCCGUGUGCCACCAUGGCGUCCCGCAUCGGGCUGCGGAUGGAGCUGAUGAAGCAGCAGGCACAGCAGGAAGCGGAGCGGGAGCGGGUGCAGCAGCAGAUGAUGAUGAGCUACAUGCAGCAGCAGCGCAUGCCCGUGGCCUCCAGCCCCGCCAUCAACACCCCCGUGCACUUCCAGUCCCCACCUCCCGUGCCAGGAGAGGUCCUCAAGGUCCAGUCCUACCUGGAGAACCCCACCACCUACCACCUGCAGAAGUCUCGGGACAAGAAGGUGCAGGCGUAUCUCUCCGAAACCUACGGGAACAAGUUCGCUGCCCACGUCAGCCCUGCCAGCCACUCUCCCAAGCCACCCCCGGCCGCGUCCCCCGGUGUCCGGCCCGGCCACGUGCUGUCCUCCUCGGCGGGCAACAGCGCUCCCAACAGCCCCAUGGCCAUGCUCAACAUCGGCUCCAACCCCGAGCGGGAGUUCGAUGAGGUCAUCGAUGACAUCAUGCGCCUGGAUGAUGUUUUGGGCUACAUGAACCCCGAAGUCCACAUGCCCAACACGCUGCCCAUGUCCAGCAGUCACAUGAAUGUCUACAGUGGGGACCCGCAGGUGACGGCGUCACUCGUUGGUGUCACCAGCAGCUCCUGCCCCGCUGACCUCACCCAGAAGAGAGAACUCACAGAUGCCGAGAGCCGAGCCCUGGCCAAAGAGCGCCAGAAGAAAGACAAUCACAACCUGAUCGAGAGGAGGCGAAGGUUCAACAUCAACGACCGCAUCAAGGAGCUGGGAAUGCUGAUCCCCAAAGCCAACGACCUGGACGUGCGCUGGAACAAAGGGACGAUCCUGAAGGCGUCUGUGGAUUACAUCAAGAGGAUGCAGAAGGACCUGCAGAGGUCCCGGGACCUGGAGAAUCACUCACGGCGCCUGGAGAUGACGAACAAGCAGCUGCUGCUCCGCAUCCAGGAGCUGGAGAUGCAGGCGCGCGUCCAUGGGCUGCCCACCUCCUCGCCCUCGGGCGUCAACGUGGCCGAGCUGGCUCAGCAGGUGGUCAAGCAAGAAGCCAGCGGGGACGAGGGGACCCUGGAGCCACUGCUGCCACCCCCGGACCCCGAAUCGCAGCCGCAGCCGGCGCUGCCCGCGCCGCCCCAGUCUCCCUAUCACCAGCUGGACUUUACCCACAGCCUGAGCUUCGACGACGGCUCCCAGGGCUUCCCGGACAGCCUGGAGCCCGGGCACAGCGCUUCCUUCCCCUCCCUAUCCAAGAAGGAGCUGGACUUGAUGCUGAUGCAGGACACGAUGCUGCCCCUGGCCUCUGACCCCUUGUUCUCAGCCAUGUCCCCCGAGGCCUCCAAGGCCAGCAGUCGCCGGAGCAGCUUCAGCAUGGAGGACACGGACAUGCUGUGAUGGGGAGAUGCUGGGGCAGGGCCUGCAGCGCCAGCUUUGGGUGGGCGAGUCCCAGGACACUCCUGGCAGGAGGAGCCCGUCCUGCCGUGCACUUGAAGCUUCCCAGGAGUACCUUUCUCUAUGCAACGGGGGCUCGGGCCGGGUGCCGCCGUGUCUUUCGCAGCUUCUUUUUGCCAGGAGAGGGAAUGGACCUUCCUGGUUUUGCCGUGGCGCUGGCCUGACUGCAGAUUCCACAGCCUGGGAGUGAGAUCUCGGCUGCUUUGCCUUUCAGCAGAACCCUCGUGGCCUCAGCCCCUUCCCCAGGAGCAGAGGGACGAUGCUGUGAGCUCCGUGUCUGGUUUGGUGUCUCCUCGCCUUGCUCUGGGGUCCUUCAUCCCCACCGAGUCUUCCCCAGCCCCUGGAUGCUUCCCAGUCCAUC